AUGCCUGGGAUUAAAAAACUUCAGGUGGAUGGCGAUUUAAUUCUAGGUGGUCUUUUUCCUGUUCACAAGAAGAGCAAAUUUACCGAGAAUAAAUGCGGUGAAAUCGACUUCCAACCAGGAUUUCAAUACCUGGCAGCUAUGUUGUUUGCCCUACAACAGGUUAACAACAACUCCAAAUUACUUCCGAAUAUCACUCUCGGAGCGACGUUUUACGACACCUGCCGAAGCCAGACGAUCGGAGCCGACCGCGCAAAAGAUAUAAUCAAGUACUCUUUGACAGAACACAAAAAACCUCUGGUAGGAGUUGUUGGUCCUUUCACGAGUGAUGUCUCCAUCGCAGUAGCGAAUCUUCUGCGAGUUUUCGAGAUUCCACAAGUAAGUUAUGGCUCGACGAGUGCUGAAUUAAGUAAUAAGGAUUUGUACGGAAACUUUUUCAGAACAGUGCCACCGGAUUUAUUUCAAGCCCAAGCUCUUGUUGAUGUAAUAAAACAUUAUGAAUGGAACUACAUUCACACGAUUCAUUCCCACGGACAUUACGGGGGAAAGGGCAUGGAAAUGUUUAGUAAAUUUGCUAGAGAGUCGGGUAUAUGCAUCGCAAAGGCUGCUAGCCUACCACUCCUUCCCGACGAUAACAGCUACAAAAACGUUCUCGAACGUUUAGUACGCCAUAAAGAAGGGCAGGCUCACGUCAUAGUGCUGUUCACUACACAGCCCGACUCUGCUGGUCUGCUGCAAGCAGCAAAGGCGUUGGAUGUAAGAGAUUUUACCUGGCUAGGCAGUAGCGGUUGGAGUAAUCGAAUUGAUGUCACAGAAGGAAAAGAAGAAGUUGCGAAUGGAUCCCUGACCGUGGGGCACCUUGAGGGUGACGUUAAUGGUUUCCUGGAAUUUUUGACAAAUCUCAACAGAACGACGUUACCUUUUAAAACAAACGAAGCACAUAAUCAAUGGCUUGACGAGGUCUUGCAAUCAGUUCUCAAGUGUGAAAUUGCAAAUGUUUCGCCACCAAAUUCGCCAGACGUUUGCAGCGUUGUUGCAUCGCUGCCAAGGGAUGUGGAACUUGCGCCUGUUCGUGUCGUAGUAAACGCCGUUUACGCCAUAGCAUACGCUCUUAGUGAUAUGCACAGAGAUCUUUGCUUGGGAAAGAUAGGAUUAUGUGAUAGUAUGAGAGAAAAACUUCAAGGCAAGUUUAUUACUUACUUGAAAAAUGUGACCUUUCCCGAUGCGGCGUUCAACUCGAGUGUAAGCUUUAACGUGAACCAAGAAAUGGACGGAGCUUAUAGCAUCAUCAAUUUUCGGGAAGGCGAACAGGACGAAUGGAAGUAUUUUGUGGUAGGUUCUUGGAAGUCAUUUAAAUCAUCUCAACACGGACAAUUAAAAAUCAACGAUUCUUUAGUGUCAUGGGGAAUUGUGCCCAGCAGACCGCCACAGUCGUACUGUAGUAACGCUUGUAGUUCCACUGAGAUACUGGAGCGGAAAUCAGUUAAUCGGCAUUGCUGCUGGGAUUGUAAACGCUGUAAAGCUUAUCAAGUGAUAGUAAACAACACUUGUCGUACAUGCAACAUGGGUUAUAUUCCUGACAAAAGCCUGUCUCGAUGUACAAAGCUUACAAUUUCUAAUCCUGAAUGGACUGAUCCUGCACUGACAAGCCUCGCUGUAGUUUCUGGGGUUUGGAUUCUUGUUGCCAUAGGAACAUUUGUUUUUUACGUCAUUAAUCGGGAGCACAGUGUUAUCAAAGCAGCUGGCAGGGAGCUUUCCCUCCUAAUAUUCAUAGGAGUCAUCUUGUGCUUUUCUUCAUCCUUUACCUGCAUGACUAAACCAACUGAUUUAGUAUGCACAAUACACCGUUACCUCGAAAGUCUUUGCUUUACAAUGGUGUACGCCCCGUUGCUAAUUAAAACAAACCGUAUCUAUCGAAUCUUUACACGUGCAAGACGAACCGCAGCGAAACCACCCCUUAUAAGGCCAAAGUCUCAGAUACUUAUAUCACUGGGUCUAGUGGCAGUACAGCUCAUGAUAACAACUGUGUGGAUUAUUUCAGAUUCACCAACGGCCAUUAUUAAGUACCCUUCUUUGGACAAAGCAGAACUAAUAUGCUCAGAGAGUAUACUUAACGUUUUAGUAGAUAAGUGUUAUAAUAUCAUUCUAAUGUUUCUUUGCACCGUUUUUGCCUUCAAAACGCGAAAUUAUCCAAGAAAUUUUAAUGAAGCAAAACACAUUGGAAUCACAAUGUACAUAACGUGUUCUAUUUGGAUAAUAUUUAUACCAACUUAUUUUAACUUAAAUGACUCCGAAUGGAGAGUAAUCGUGGGUUGUACUUUGUUCAUCGUAGCUGGCAGUGUUAAUCUCGUGGGGCUGCUUCUUCCCAAAGUCGUUAUUAUCGUUUCAGCUAAAGCAUCCCAAGAAACCGUCCACGUUUCAGCUGAAUCAGCUGAAGAAAGGGGUGAAUUAACGAUAUCAACUUUAAGAGAUGCUAGCACAAUGUUUUCAAGAUACAAUGCAACGUCCGGUGAGAUGCAGGAGGAAAUUUUAAGUAAAAACUUUAGGGAACAGAUACAAGCCGGUCCUUUAACGCAAAAGUGA
Porites lobata is the source of this 2580-nucleotide messenger RNA. NCBI's taxonomy places the organism in Eukaryota, Metazoa, Cnidaria, Anthozoa, Scleractinia, Poritidae. The record is from the annotation of a GenBank genome assembly.